Mirounga angustirostris (Northern elephant seal) is the source of this 1844-nucleotide messenger RNA. It is a transcript of the gene ARHGDIB, whose product is annotated as Rho GDP dissociation inhibitor beta. Lineage: Eukaryota; Metazoa; Chordata; Mammalia; Carnivora; Phocidae. Gene Ontology annotation, molecular function: GTPase activity; Rho GDP-dissociation inhibitor activity; protein binding. The coding region runs from base 348 to 1337 and encodes 329 amino acids. Gene Ontology annotation, cellular component: membrane; cytosol; cytoplasm. The transcript has 10 exons. Gene Ontology annotation, biological process: Rho protein signal transduction. The record is from RefSeq and is a predicted model, not a curated record.
UGAGCUCGCGUCCUGCCGCAGUCUCUCGGCCGCUAGUCCGGGCGAACGCGAGCGCGGAGACCCCCGCGGGUCGGUCAGCGCUGGCGGCUACCGCCGCGGCUCCCACGCGCAAUCGCCGCCCCGCGCCUCGGCAACGCAAGCCGCAGGCUGGGCUGCGCAGCGUGGGAGGGCUUCGCGGUCCCGGGGGACCGAUUCCGAACUUGCAGGGGACCGCGGCUCUCCCGGGCCUGCAGAGUGUGAACAGGAUUGCAGAUUUACAAUGAUAUGGUGAAUCCAAAGGCUGGAACCAACAAGAUUUUCUCAGCUCUUCAGUGUGCACGACAGUGAAUUAUCUACCAACACCCAGCAUGGCUAAAAGUGCAGAGGUCAAACUGGCAAUAUUUGGGAGAGCAGGUGUGGGCAAGUCAGCUCUUGUAGUGAGAUUCCUGACCAAACGGUUCAUCUGGGAAUAUGAUCCCACUCUUGAAUCAACUUACCGACACCAAGCAACCAUUGAUGAUGAAGUUGUCACCAUGGAGAUACUAGAUACUGCUGGUCAGGAAGAUACCAUUCAGAGGGAAGGACACAUGCGAUGGGGGGAAGGCUUUGUGCUGGUCUAUGACAUUACUGACCGAGGAAGUUUUGAAGAAGUGCUGCCACUUAAGAACAUCCUGGAUGAGAUCAAAAAGCCCAAGAAUGUGACUCUCAUCUUGGUUGGAAACAAAGCUGACUUGGACCACUCCAGACAGAUCAAAAUGACUGAAAAGGACCCAGAAACACACCUGGAAGAGGAUGUCGAUGAGCUGGACAGCAAGCUCAAUUACAAGCCUCCACCCCAGAAGUCCCUGAAAGAGCUACAGGAGAUGGACAAAGAUGACGAAAGUCUGAUCAAGUACAAGAAAACACUCCUGGGGGACGGCCCUGUGGUGGCAGACCCGACAGCCCCCAAUGUCACGGUUACCCGGCUUACCCUGGUGUGUGAGAGUGCCCCAGGACCAAUCACCAUGGACCUCACUGGAGAUCUUGAAGCCCUGAAAAAAGAAACUUUCGUGCUAAAGGAAGGUGUUGAAUACAGAGUCAAAAUUCACUUCAAAGUGAACAGGGAUAUUGUGUCGGGCCUGAAAUACGUUCAGCAUACCUACCGGACUGGGGUGAAAGUGGACAAAGCAACGUUUAUGGUUGGCAGCUAUGGACCUCGGCCAGAGGAGUAUGAGUUCCUGACUCCAACUGAGGAGGCUCCCAAGGGCAUGCUGGCCCGAGGCACUUACCACAACAAGUCCUUCUUCACCGACGAUGACAAGCACGACCACCUUACCUGGGAGUGGAACCUGUCCAUUAAGAAGGAGUGGACAGAAUGAGUGCAUCUGCCCAUCCCUUUCCCUACCUUGCCACCCAGAAGUACCCUCUCAGUCAUGUUCACCACCUUGUCCCUCCUCCAUGUUCACAGCUGGAUCCCUUCCCCAAUGCUCCCCACAUUCUGUUAUCCACACAUCUUAUCCCACAAUGUCUCUCAAAGUGUUCCCUAAGCACGACAUGCUUAAAACCCAGGCUUUAAUCCAGCGCAUUUCUUCUGGUCCCCUAUCAUGGCCAGAACUUCAAAAUUCUUCAUUUCAAUACCCAGUCAUUUAAUGUUUCCUUCUAUGUUCCCCAUUUGAGCAACUAGAGGCCAGGAAAUUGGCAAACCACCACCAACAGUCCUUUUGCCUUGGGUUCCAGUAGCUCAUUCCCAUCCCUGGAUUCUUCUGUGGUUGCUGCUGGCUCAGUGAAGGUUCCUAAUCACAUUCCCUACCAGUUGAGGUUCUUCUUUUCUGGGAGACUGUAAACAGCACAAGAGAGUAAAUAAAACAAUUAAAUGAUCCAACUGA